AUGGAGGCCCUGCGCAAAGCGCUGAUCGCGGGCGCAGUGCUGGCCGUGGGGGCUGGCGUGGGCACCGCGCUCUUUGUCCUCGUGACCCCGGGAGAACAGCAGAAGCAGGCGAUGCUAAAGGAGAUGCCGGAGCAGGACCCGCAGCGCAGGGACGAGGUGGCCGGGACCAAAGAGCUACUUCUGGCCACUCUGCAGGAGGCCGCGGCCACGCAAGAGAACGUCGCCUGGAGAAAGAACUGGAUGAGUGGUGGCGGCGGGAAGUCAGCCUGA
Messenger RNA from Lipotes vexillifer (Yangtze River dolphin), 270 nucleotides. It is a transcript of the gene UQCC3, whose product is annotated as ubiquinol-cytochrome c reductase complex assembly factor 3. Gene Ontology annotation, biological process: mitochondrial electron transport, ubiquinol to cytochrome c; mitochondrial respiratory chain complex III assembly. The coding region runs from base 1 to 270 and encodes 89 amino acids. Gene Ontology annotation, cellular component: mitochondrial inner membrane. The record is from RefSeq and is a predicted model, not a curated record. The transcript has 2 exons. NCBI's taxonomy places the organism in Eukaryota, Metazoa, Chordata, Mammalia, Artiodactyla, Lipotidae.